CCCAGAGUAACUGCGGCGGUGUCCGCCCCCUCCCUCCGCCCCUCCAGCCGGGCUGGGCACUGUCGCGGGCCCCCUGGCCCGGCCACCUCCCUUGUCCCCUGGCCCUCAAAGUUUGUGUGGAAGCCGGCGCCGGGCACGGUGUGCGCCCCCGGGGAGAUACGGGAGCUCCCCGAUGUCGGGCUGCAGGAGCGGUUGACCCGGGACGCCGCGGUCCGGGACACGAGCGUGGAGCGGUCAGCCCGGCAGCCCGCCGCCUCCGGUGCAUGGGGACCGGCUGAGGAGUGAGCAUGGGCAACUGCGUGGGGAGACAGCGCCGGGAGAGGCCGGCCGCUCCGGGACACCCCCGCAAGCGAGCAGGGCGCAAUGAACCCCUGAAGAAGGAGCGGCUUAAGUGGAAGAGCGACUACCCCAUGACUGAUGGCCAGCUGCGGAGCAAGCGGGAUGAGUUCUGGGACACAGCACCUGCCUUUGAGGGCCGCAAGGAGAUCUGGGAUGCUCUCAAGGCUGCUGCCUAUGCUGCAGAGGCUAAUGACCAUGAGCUGGCUCAGGCCAUCCUGGAUGGAGCCAGCAUCACCCUGCCUCACGGCACCCUCUGCGAAUGCUAUGAUGAGCUGGGCAAUCGCUAUCAGCUGCCCAUCUACUGCCUGUCACCCCCAGUGAAUCUGCUGCUGGAGCACACGGAGGAGGAGAGCCUGGAGCCCCCCGAGCCCACAGCCAGCGUGCGCCGUGAAUUCCCACUGAAGGUGCGCCUUUCCACAGGCAAGGACGUGAGGCUCAGCGCCAGUCUGCCCGACACAGUGGGCCAGCUCAAGAGGCAGCUCCACAGUCUGGAGGGCAUUGAGCCAUCCUGGCAGCGAUGGUUCUUCUCUGGGAAGCUGCUCACAGACCGCACACGGCUCCAGGAAACCAAGAUCCAGAAAGAUUUUGUCAUCCAGGUCAUCAUCAACCAGCCCCCACCACCCCAGGACUGAUGGACUACAGACUCCUGGGUAGAGGCCUCAGAGGGCCUCCACAGGGCUAGCAUCCCCCUCCCGGCCUGGAGCACAAGGCCCCCACCCUGCUGCUGCUUCCCAGUGCUGUUGUUUUCUUCAGGGGCGGGGGCACCUCCCAUGGCCCUACCAUAUGGCUCUGAGUGAGCUUUGAAAGGGACCUUACCUCCCAGCGGUCCUGGGACCACCAGUGCUUAGCACCCAGGGAGCAGUGCAGCCGCACACGGGCCUUGCCACCCCAGGCCCUCUACCCUGCGUCUUCUGCAUCAGGUUCGAGCCUUGGGGCCCAGUUGGGUGGCCCUGGAGCCUGGAUCUGCUGGUGCUGCCACUGUGCUCACUCCAGUUUUCUGCUCAGGGUCAGAAGCAUUGCUGUCUCCUUCCUCUGCCCUCACCAUAACUCUGCCCUGGGCACAGUGCCAGUUCCUUGGAGGAGAGGAAACCACCAGUAAGCCCCAGGGCACAGAGAGCCUGAGGUAGGCCUAUACCUCUUCCCUGCAGCCAGCACAAUCAGCAGAGAUGAGGCACGAGGCCGUGUGGCUGGGCUUUGUGGUAGAAGUCUGCACAGGGCCGUCUCCUGGCUAUAGUCCAGGCAGUAGGGGGUCCUGCAGCCUGGACAUGGCUUCCCAGCAGGGCCUUGUGUACAGAUACAUCUACAUAUUGGUCAAUAAAGCCUUUUGCUCCUUC
Messenger RNA from Jaculus jaculus (lesser Egyptian jerboa), 1673 nucleotides. RefSeq names its product ubiquitin domain containing 1 (gene Ubtd1). The coding region runs from base 288 to 971 and encodes 227 amino acids. The transcript is spliced from 3 exons. The record is from RefSeq and is a predicted model, not a curated record. Lineage: Eukaryota; Metazoa; Chordata; Mammalia; Rodentia; Dipodidae. Gene Ontology annotation, molecular function: protein binding.